AGGAAAUGUUAGUUGCUGUUGCCUCUUGGCCUUUUUAUCUCUCUCGAGUUUUUAUUCCUGCCCCCCAAAACUUCCAUUUCUAUUGGUCUGAGGUUACUGGAACACUUUUAUAGGCAAAAUUAUUGCUGUGUUUUUGCUUCAUGUAGUCUGGUGCACAAUGCCUUCCAGUUACCGCAACUUCCGAAACAGCGUGCCGUGGCUAAUCCUUUCUCUGGAAGCUGUUUUCAUCGCCCUCUUUUACUUUGUGUUCCCAUAUGAUGAUAAAUUAAUUAAGGCUUACCCAGCUUUCCAAGAUGUCAACCACAUGAUGAUUUUUGGAUUUGGCUUUUUCCUGAUGUUUCUGAAAAGAUACGGGUUUAGCACCACCGGAUUCAACCUCCUGCUCAUUGUACUUGGUGUCCAGUGCUCUGUGCUGAUAGAUUUAUUUGUUUUACUUCUUCAAAGGCAAAAUAAAUGUCAUCUGGCAAGGCUAAUAGAGGCUUCUAUGAGCCUGACUGCUGUGGUCAUCUCCACUGGAGCUGUUCUUGGGAAGGCUAACCCUGCGCAAUUAAUUCUGAUGACAGUUCUGGAGCUAAUAGUUUUCCGUAUGAGCAGAUGGAUGAACAACACAUUCCUGCGGGUUACAGACAGUAUCAGCAUGAUGCACGUUCACCUGUUUGGAGCCUACUUUGGUCUGGCCAUCUCCUCAUGUUUCCCUGAGCCAUCACCAAGGACUGAUAAGAAUGCAAGAACCCCAAAGUCGGAUUUAUUGUCCAUGUUGGGCACUCUCUUUCUCUGGGUGUUCUGGCCAAGCUUCAAUUCUAUACUAUCUGACAAGAAGUGGAGAGUCAUCUACAACACCUACUUUGGCCUUGCAGUGAGUGCUGUCACUGCCUUUGCCUUGUCUGUUCUGACCACAAAGGAUGGGAAAUUCAGGAUGACUCAUAUCCACAGUGCAGUUCUAGCUGGUGGGGUCGCUGUUGGUUAUGCAGCACACAGUAUCGAGUACCCUUGGAUUGCAAUGGUUUUGGGUCUGCUUGCCAGCGUGAUAGCCAUAUUAGGAUCUUACUGUUCACAGGUAAGAUGCCUGAAUCCUCUCAAGCUUCAUGAUACCUCUGGAGUUCAUUUCACUUUUGGCAUGCCUGCUGUGCUUGGAGCUCUCACCCAGGUCAUUCUCUUAAUAAUAACAAACUGGAAUAAUUUACCAAGUAUGGGUUAUUUGGUCAUGAUUCAGAUUGGUGCCUUCUGCCUGACCAUCAGCGUCGCUUUGAUAACAGGUCUUAUUGCAGGUUUAAUCUUAAACCUCAGACUGUUCAAGAGCAUCCCUGUAUCCAAGUACUUUGAAGACCAGUUUUACUGGGAGUUUCCCCACUUGGCUGUUGGAUUUUGAAUAGAAGAACCCAGAUGAGUGAUUUGACCGAGGCUCAAGAAAGCCAUCCCAAUGGGCACCUAAAAAACUAGUAAUAAACUGUACUAGUUAUUCUUGAAAGAUACAGUGUGAAUUUACAGAUGCAUUUAACUGUUUUGUUGAACUUAAAUAUUUUUUGCUACAAAAAAGUUGGCUGCAUUCAUCGCUGUAAUGGCUUAUCAAUCAAAAUGCUUGGAAACCUUACACUAUUUUUAGCUCCCAAAGCCAAAGUAAGUAUGUUAAAGUACAAUUUUUCCAAGUGUCCAUACUCAUUCUUCUCUAGCGAAGCAUGCAAGUACUUGUUUUUAAGCUAAAUUAAUUCUGUUGAAGGCCUUGUUAAGCAGGGAUUUGAUGAGCGAGCUGGAUCAGGGCCAGAACUCUGUAUCCUGCCAGACUGAGCUCUUGAGUUAUCUGACAGCUUAAAGAAAAAUCUAUAAUCCCUUGGCUCAAGCUAUCUAUUUGGAAGCUCAGAUGACAAGGAGUGAAAUUGUUCUGCUUGUGGCUGGUGCCCUUGUCACCAACGAUACUUACUCAGAUUGGCAGUAAAACUCAGCACAGCCUGUCCGUGUGGGGACAGUGCCCAAAGGGCUCUGGCUGCCCUAAGUGCAGGCAGCAGGGGAGGCUAUGGGGACAGUGCUUGGGCCUGGGUGAUAUGAAUCCCAGGGUGGUGUAUGUUGGGCUGGUUUACCCUGUGCCAAGCUCAGGCCUGAUGGGGCAAGUGAACCCUUGUGUUUAAAUGGAUUGUGAUCCCUGGUGUGUCUUCAUUGUUCCAAAAUAGCUGACACAGAAAAACUUAUUAAAAAAUGCUUAUCUAAUAAAAGAAAAUGACAAUUUGAUGGUUGGUUUGUCACAGUUAACAUGCUAUGCACUACUACCUGUGCCACAGUGCAAUCCAGGCUCAACUGGUGUCCUUCACUUCCCAGCAGCCAAACCAACAGCUGUUUUCUAGCAGGAAUGCUGCUAAGGAAUAGCAAUUUAUUCACCCUCUUUUCCCCGCAUCUCUUUCAUCAUUAUUUCUUGAGCAGCAACCCAGGUGAAUACAUAGGAAGGGGCAGACACAGGAUCAGCAUUCUCUCUGGCAGUGACUGUUCUCCCUGCCAAAGACAGAACUCUUUUCACAGUGGUUGCAAAACAGCUGACAGCAAGGUCUGUGGAUGAGCUGCUUCCAUCUAGAGCCACUGCACAACUUGUACUUGUGCCUCUACGGCAUCAUCCACAGCAACAGUGAGUUGUUACUCACCAGAGACUUCCCCAUUACUGCCAUAGUGUGUUUGGGGGGGAAUUCCAGAGCAGCAUAGUUCUGUAUUACGCAAGAAAAGGCACACAGCAGUAAAUUUUGAAAUGGAAAAAAUGAUUAUAUUGUCCAGAUAUAGGAAAUAUUUAAUAAAUAGAUGUUAAAAAGUUGUUUUAAAGCAUUUUUAGUAAGUCUCAGAUUGUAAUUAAUGUUGUAGAAACAGCUGGUUAAAUACAUCCAUUUUCCACUACACUAUUUACUUGCAGCAAACAUGGUAGCACAAAAGUGACUUCUGUUGUGACAUGCAGCAAUUCUACAUGUGUCAAAACCAUUACACAUUGCGAUCAGCAUACAAGAGUAAAAAAUGAAACAGCACAGAACCAGGAUUUUUAGUGCCAUGAUUUGAGUUUUCCUGGGUUUAUCUUCAGACACAAUUGAAGGUCACCCUUUACAAAAUGGCUUUACAAAACAUUGGGAGUGUGCAGUUAAAAACCCAGCGUGGCCAAUGCACUUCCACAGGCGUGUUCAUUGCCACAAGUCUUCUGUGCGACCAAAUUUGAAGACCAGUCCUC
Messenger RNA from Pezoporus occidentalis (night parrot), 3193 nucleotides. It is a transcript of the gene RHCE, whose product is annotated as Rh blood group CcEe antigens. The transcript has 10 exons. Gene Ontology annotation, molecular function: ammonium channel activity. Gene Ontology annotation, cellular component: plasma membrane. NCBI's taxonomy places the organism in Eukaryota, Metazoa, Chordata, Aves, Psittaciformes, Psittacidae. Bases 158 to 1369 code for a protein of 403 amino acids. Gene Ontology annotation, biological process: ammonium transmembrane transport; ammonium homeostasis. The record is from RefSeq and is a predicted model, not a curated record.